CCAUCUCGGACUUAAUUCCACAGAUACUAUACUUAAUUAAAAAUGAAAAAGAUAGCUCAAAUUCAGGCCAAAAAUGCGGCGGCUCAAAAGCUUGUUGAAAACUAUGCCUCCAGUUCUGAAGAUGAAGGCGAGCUGGAUGAAACACGCAUACUGGAUUUGCUUUAUGAGCACUAUCAGCCGCCAUCGGAACGCAGCUCAGCCAACAGUAGCAAUGGCCAUAGCAUGGGACGCACAGCAACGUUCCUUCAAAAUGCGUUGCAUUCUGGAGCGGCUACCUGUUUGAUUUGCAUCGGUAGCAUACGACGCGUUGAGGCGAUAUGGUCGUGUCAGAGCUGUUACUGUUUCUUUCACUUGAACUGCAUUCAGCGUUGGGCUAAUGAUAGUCUGAUGCAGAUGAAAACCAAGGUGGAACAGCAAAAUGGCGAGCAAGGUUACUAUAAUUUUAUGGGUGAAUAUGUGCCACCAAAGCGGCAUAAACAGCUACACUGGUGCUGCCCCCAGUGCCGCAAGGAGUACUUACCAGGCGAACGACCAAAGCAAUACGAAUGUUUUUGUGGGAAGGAGUUGGACCCGAAACCAGAGCCAUUUCUUGUUCCACACUCUUGUGGAGAAAUUUGUAGCAAACUCUUACAGCCAAAAUGUGGACACGACUGCAAGUUGCUCUGCCAUCCUGGUCCAUGUCCACCCUGCGCUCAAUUGGCUCACAGCUCCUGCCUUUGUGGCAAGUCAGCCCCUCGCUCGAUGCGCUGCAUUGAUAAGCACUGGCAAUGCCAGCAAAUUUGUAAUGAAUUACUGAAAUGUGGAAAGCAUUUAUGCAAUCAAAUAUGUCAUAGACCAGGCCAGUGUCCGCCGUGUACGAAUAAGAGUAAGCAGCCCUGCGAGUGCAAUCGAGAGGUGAAGACGGUAAACUGCUCGGAGCUUAAAUGGAAAUGUAAAAGAGUUUGUGGGGCUGCCUAUUCUUGUGGUCUGCAUUUUUGCGAACGAGUUUGUCACUAUGGAAGUUGUGGGGAUUGUCCCUUGGGUUUGCCUCGCACGUGUCCCUGCGGCAAGAGCAGCAAAGUUGGUCCUUGCAGUCUAGCGAUUGACACUUGUGGCGACACCUGUCAGAAACUCCUCCCCUGCGGACUCCACACAUGCACCCAGCGCUGUCAUCGGGGAUCUUGUAAUUUGUGUUUAGUUAUCACCAAAAAACGAUGCAGGUGCGGGCAGCACGAAAAAGAGCUUCCCUGUUCCAAGGAAUUUACAUGCGAGACCAAGUGCAAGCGCAUGCGUGACUGUGGGAAGCAUGUGUGCAAUCGAAAGUGCUGUGGAGAUCAGUGUCCACCAUGUGAAAAGAUCUGUGGCAAACAGUUGAGUUGCAACAAACACAAAUGUCAGUCCGUCUGCCACAAUGGUCCUUGCUAUCCAUGCAAACUGGAGUCCCAGGUAAAUUGUCGUUGCGGUAAGACGAGAAAAAGCGUACCCUGUGGGCGGGAGCGUAAUGCUAGGAUUAUUUGUCUGGAGCUCUGUCGUAUCACGUCUAAAUGUCAUCAUAGCGUUAAACAUCGUUGCCACAAGGGAGAGUGCCCGCCUUGUGGACAACCAUGCAAUCUGCCAAAUGAUAUCAGCGGUUGUGGACACAUUUGCAAGGCACGUUGUCACGCAGCAAUACGAGUUCCUAUAUCAUCAGCAAGCGCAAAAAAGUAUGAGUAUAAAGCACAGCCUCAUCCGCGUUGUGAGCAAAGCGUCAACGUCACAUGUAUUGGAGGCCACGAAGUAGCUAUGUGGCCAUGCUGGAACUCCAAGCCUUCAUCCUGUCAGCGUAAAUGUGCUCGGAAAUUGAAGUGUGGCAAUCAUAAAUGCAAUCUUGUCUGCCAUGCCGUGCCCAAUCUUCAGGAUAUGAAUGAGCAAUCCGGGUGCGCUAAAUGCGAGGAGGGCUGUGCAGUCCCACGACCUUCGGGUUGCAUACAUGCUUGUCCAAGAUCUUGUCAUCCACCACCAUGCAUGCCUUGCAAUGUAAUUAUCAAAAGUAAAUGCCAUUGCGGUCUGAAUCAGGUUGUCUACAAGUGCAAUGAGUUCUUCGACGAAAAGAGCACCAUACAGGAAAUUGUUGAACGGCAGCAGAAAUUUCGGAGUUGCGGUAAUCGCUGCUUGAAAAAUUUUGCUUGCGGCCAUCGAUGCAUGACAACUUGCCACCCUGGAAAAUGCCCAAAUCCGGAGCUGUGUCGCAAGAAAGUCCGCAUUUAUUGUAAAUGCAAAAGAAUCAAGUUGGAAAUCUCUUGUGAUAAAAAUCGAGCUGGUCAAGUGUCCUUGGAUUGUGAUGCCUAUUGCGCUGCAGAACGGCAAAGAGUCGAGGCUGCCGAACGACAGGAAAUUGAGCAGAAAUUGCUCGAAGAGGACAGAAAGAGGCGCAUAGAGCUUGAGAAAUUCGAGCAGAAAUUUGGCAAGCGUAAACAAAGAGAACGUAAACUAAUCGAAACCGAACCAGCCAAACCUCUGAUUAAUUGGCAUCGCCUGGCAAUCUAUGGGCUGGCCCUGCUCGCGGUCUUGGCCGCCAUAGGCAUAGGUUUUUAUGCGGACAGUUAAAACAAACACAGAUAGGUAGAGUUAAAAAUACUUAAUGAAAUUGUCUAAGGAAAUUAAUACAUAAACAAAUUAACUAACACAACGGACACAAAUUGGA
Molecule: messenger RNA, 2662 nt
Organism: Scaptodrosophila lebanonensis
Lineage: Eukaryota; Metazoa; Arthropoda; Insecta; Diptera; Drosophilidae
Product: NF-X1-type zinc finger protein NFXL1
Exons: 9
Coding region: 43-2565 (840 amino acids)
Biological process (GO): regulation of DNA-templated transcription
Cellular component (GO): nucleus
Molecular function (GO): RNA polymerase II transcription regulatory region sequence-specific DNA binding; zinc ion binding; DNA-binding transcription factor activity, RNA polymerase II-specific
Source: RefSeq, a predicted model, not a curated record